AUGGUUGGUAAUUUGUGGGUGAUUUUAUCUGUCUUAAGAAUUCUUCACAAAACCCGAAGUCCUGUCAACUAUACAUUUAGGCAUAUGGCUAUGUAUAUUCUUUCUUUAAGUAUUGCUGAUAUUGCGGUCCUUUGUAUGGUCCCAAUGCUUUUAAGUUAUUUUCUCGAUGGGCAUUGGCGUUUUGGGUUAAUUGGCUGCAAAAUAUUUUUUACCGUUGAAAAUAUUAAUAAAUUAUUGUCUGUAGCUAUUUUGACAAUAAUGAGCUUUGAAAGAUUUUUGGCGGUCUCUAGACCUUUUUAUUGGUUAUGUUGUAGAAUUCGUCGCAAACGUGUUUCCAAUGCUUUAGGUGUUGUUCUAGUUUUACUCUUCUUUAGUGUUCUCCUUUGUUCUCCAAUGAUAUAUUAUGCCGAUUUAAAACCUUUAGAGCUACUUUAUGAUGAUGGAAGUGUUGAAAGUAGUACUCAAACACUUUGUGGGUCAGAUUUGCCAGAUCAUGUUAUGUCACUUUUUAUUUGUUAUAUGUUUGUUCUUGGAUUUGUUUUACCCCUUCUGUUUAUCUCCCUUUGCUACUUCUUCCUUAUUCAACAUUUACGUAAAACUCGUUCUUCCUUUCAAGAGUGCUGGCCUAGAGGUCAAGGAAUGUUUGUUACUGCUUGCACAACUAAAGUUGUCAGAUCUGUAUUGCGAGUUGUUGGCUUUCAUAUGAUUUGUUGGGGGCCAUUUUGGCUUUUUGUUUUAAUUCCAAUAAUUGAAUAUUUCCAAUUAAUUUCUCGAGUGCCGACAGCUUUAGACAACGAUUUCUUUCGUUCAUUGAGAAUGAUUUCUAGUUUUUUGCCAUAUUUAAAUAGUGCUGGAAAUUGGGUAUUUUAUGCUGCAAUGAAUAGGGAAUUGAGGGAUGCUGUGACUGUUUUGGGGAAUUGUUCUAGAAUUAGCACAAAUUUUGGUUCAAAUCAAAGACAACAGAAAAAUGGAAGUAUAUCCACUAUGACAUCACUUAUUUUACGUCCUUUCAUUUUUCGGGCAAUAAAUUGGAAAACUAGGCAAAUAAAUUUUAAUCAAAAAUAA
Molecule: messenger RNA, 1065 nt
Organism: Meloidogyne enterolobii
Lineage: Eukaryota; Metazoa; Nematoda; Chromadorea; Rhabditida; Meloidogynidae
Source: the annotation of a GenBank genome assembly